Molecule: messenger RNA, 1758 nt
Organism: Apis florea (little honeybee)
Lineage: Eukaryota; Metazoa; Arthropoda; Insecta; Hymenoptera; Apidae
Gene: Dip-C
Product: dipeptidase C
Molecular function (GO): manganese ion binding; metalloaminopeptidase activity
Source: RefSeq, a predicted model, not a curated record
AUGACAGAAAUUAAUAUGGCGGAUUCUACAUAUUUGAAUGGAAUAGAAUCUUGCUUCCAAAGGGGAAAUCAUACUUUGAAAGUACCUAUGUCUCUUUUCCAAAACAAUCGCAAGAGAUUAAUUGAACGUGUUAAAGCAAAUAAAAAAAUAUCAGACAAAGGUACUUUCAUUAUUCUUCAAGGAGGAGUUGAAGUUCCAUUUAAUGAUACAGAUAUAUAUUGGCCAUUUAGACAAGAGUCAUUUUUUCAAUGGUGUUUUGGUGUUGAAGAACCAGGAUGUUAUGGUGCUCUUGACUUAUCAACAGAAACAACUAUUUUAUUUGUGCCAAGAUUACCAGCAGAAUAUGCAAUUUGGGAAGGAAAAUUGCAUAGUCUAGAAGAUUUUAGAAAACGAUAUGCAGUAGACGAAACUUAUUAUACUGAUGAGAUAACUAAUGUUUUAAAAUCAAAACAAGCAAUUCUUCUUUUAACUUUAAAUGGUCAAAAUAGUGAUAGUGGUUUGCAGACAAAAGAGGCAAUUUUUAAUGGUAUUGACAAAUUUAAAGUAGACAAUAAAAUCUUAUAUCCAGAAAUAUGUGAAUGUCGAGUUAUAAAAUCUCCACAAGAAAUUGAGGUAUUGGAAUAUGUAAUUAAAAUAAGUUCAGAUGCCCACAAAUCUAUUAUGCAUAUGGUAAAACCAGGGCUUGCAGAAUUUCAAGCAGAAGCAGCUUUUAUGCAUUAUGUAUAUUCCAUGGGAGGUUGUAGACAUGUAUCUUACACUUGUAUAUGUGGAUCUGGACAUAAUGCUUCUAUAUUACAUUAUGGACAUGCUGGUGCACCUAAUAAUAAAAUUAUGAAUGAUGGUGAUAUAUGCCUUUUCGACAUGGGUGGAAACUACUGUGGAUAUGCAGCUGAUAUUACAUGCAGUUUUCCAGUCAAUGGAAAAUUUACAGAAGAUCAAAAGAUGAUAUACAAUGCAGUAUUGGCUGCUCGUAAUUCAGUAAUGAAUGCUGCAAAGCCAAAUGUUGCUUGGACAGAUAUGCAUAUUUUAGCAAAUAAGACUAUGCUAACUUCAUUAAAGAGUAAUGGUUUGUUAGUAGGCGAUGUUGAUGAAAUGAUAGAAGUAGGAUUGAAUGAAAUUUUCCAACCUCAUGGGCUUGGACAUCUUAUGGGAUUGGAUGUUCAUGAUGUUGGUGGAUAUCUUCCAGGACAUCCUGAACGUUCAUCAGCUCCAGGUCUAAGAAAAUUGAGAACUGGACGUAUUUUGCAACCUGGUAUGGUUUUAACAAUUGAACCUGGUUGUUAUUUUAUUGACUGUUUAUUAGAUGCGGCACUGAAAAAUCCAAAUCAAUCAAAGUUUAUCGUUAUUGAAGAAUUAAAAAGAUUCCGUGGUUCGGGUGGUAUCAGGAUUGAAGACGAUAUUCUUAUAACAGAAACUGGUGUAAAAAAUUUAACAGAUGUACCUCGCACUGUUGAAGAAAUAGAAAAAUGGAUGGCUAUUAAAAAAAAUUGAAAUCAAUUACCAACAAGGAAAUUCAAUAAAAAUUACACAAUGUAUGCGAAUAUUUAAUUAAGAUUUUUAUGUAAAGAAUCAUUAUUUACAUAUUCUAUUUUUUAUGAUAUAAAAACAAUUGUGAUAUAAAAUUAUAAAAAUAUUUUUUACACGAAUUGUUUAUAAUACAUAUUAUACAAAAUUUAAUUUUAAAUAAGUUUAAAUCAUUCCUUUAUAAAUUGUAUAUAAAAAAAUAAUAAUAAAAGAAUAUUAUUUAUUAUAUGUUAC